Molecule: messenger RNA, 3951 nt
Organism: Thunnus maccoyii (southern bluefin tuna)
Lineage: Eukaryota; Metazoa; Chordata; Actinopteri; Scombriformes; Scombridae
Gene: vps37c
Product: VPS37C subunit of ESCRT-I
Exons: 5
Coding region: 703-1776 (357 amino acids)
Biological process (GO): protein targeting to membrane; ubiquitin-dependent protein catabolic process via the multivesicular body sorting pathway; protein targeting to vacuole
Cellular component (GO): ESCRT I complex
Source: RefSeq, a predicted model, not a curated record
CUACCCUCCAACAUAAAGGGACACCAGAGGCAACGCGAGCCCAGUAGAAAUAACUUCCCCUAAAUAUGUCUGUGAACUGUAAACAUUUCAAACGUUCAUACUUAUGAAACCGGAGUUACAGUCCGUCAGUACUGUUAUAGAAUAUGUUAGUUUUGCCCGAACACCCCCGUAAACCAUGAAAUGUGGAUGCUUCCUAAAAUGGCGGCGGUUUCUGUCAGUGAAGAGUGAAACUUUCCUAUUUUUAGCAAAAAAUUUCCCGUUUUCUGCCAUAUUCGGUCGGUUGCAGUCGUCUGUUCAUUAAAGUAAGCAUUAUCGGAACACAUCGACGUUUGACAGAGAUCGUGGGGACCAAGCGGCGUCACUCCGGGCUCCGUUUUUGAUCGCCAAAUCGCUGGGCUUCCCUCAAAGUUGACGGCGGCUGAGUGCCUGACAUUGCGAUCAUACCGACUGUUGUUGUCAUCACACUGCUAAACGCGGAACCAUCUGGUGAGAUUGGACGUCGGCCGUUUAGCUAGCUAGCUUGCCGACCAAAGUGCGUCGAAAACGCCUCUGCGGCUUUUUGAGCUGGAUCCCGUCAGGCAGGUCAGAGCUCCCGUGAACGUGUCCCCUGUCAGUGGAAAUAAAGAGGUGGUGUUGGAUGUCACCACUAGUCAGUGUCGGGCCAAAUCUGGUUUGCUAGCAUCGUCCAUCCUGGCAAAUCAAAUGGAGAAGCUCCAGGACCUGAGCCAAUCAGAGCUACAAGAGCUCCUGGACAACCCGGAGAGGGUGGAGUGUAUGGCUCUGGAGUCGGACGAGAUCCAGAACAUCCAGCUGGAGAGAGAGAUGGCACUGGCAUCAAAUCGCAGUCUGGCAGAGCAAAACCUGGACAUGAAGCCUCGUCUGGAGUCACAGAAGGAGGUACUUGUGGAGAAAUACAGUCAGCUCGAGGCCGUCAGAGAAACCUACAGACAACGCUGCUCCGUGAGAGAUGGGAUGGUCGGUCAGGUGUCUCCAGAGGCGUUGUUCUCCAGACUACAGAGAGAGGGCAGCAAAACGGAGGCAGAGUCAGAGGCUUUAGCUGAUGAGUUUCUGGAGGGCUCUCUGCAGUUGGACUCAUUCCUCGACCGCUUCCUCUCCCUGCGCUCCCUCGCUCACAAAAGACGGGUGCGGAUAGAGAAACUCCAGGAGAUCCUGCGACAGAGGAGUGAGGGCAAUCCCAUCGCCAUGACAUCAUCAACAGGCAUCAGCCAGGAUUCCACCGCUACACCUUCACCAUGGAAUCAACAGACAACAGCAGCAACAACGACAAAUGAGCAGCAGCCGAACUCCAAACCUCAGUCCUCCAGCUACCAAAACACCUCGCAGCCAGCCUCCUCGUCUGCAGGGGCCUCCUCCUACAGCCCGUACCCUGUCUCUCCACCCAACCCUACUCCAGCAGCGGUGGCAGCAGCAGGCUCCGGCCCAGUCAACCCCCUGUCACAGUUCCCUCCAUACCCAGGUUCCAGCUCACCUUUCACCCCUGCAGGAAGCUUCUCCGGCCCUAGGUCUGCUUUUGGGCCUCCAGCUUCUGCCGUCUGCCCUUACCCGACACAGCCCUCCUUUCCUACCCCACACCCAGGCUCAGCGUUUGGCCAGUACACCCCCAGCCAGCCCCAGAGUGGCCCUGCACCCUACCCAGCUUCCUACAGCUAUGGUGGCUACAGCUACCCAGCUGGGCCUGCCUACUCCAAUUCUCAGUCACCAACGGGGAGACCCAUCUACAGACCAGGAUAUGGAGUUCCACAACCAUACUCCUGAAAGCACUACUGCUCCUUUUUCUGAAUUCUUCUUAAUUCUUCCCUUCUUUGCUGUCUCACCUGUUCCUCCUUCCUCACCCUAAUUCCCUCCUUGUCUUUCUACCUUUUACACCCACCCUCCUUUUUCCCAUGCUACCAGAUUGUCUGAUUCAAGAGGUCUGUUGCUUUACUUAUCUUUGUUGCACUAUUUCUCUCUAUCUCUCAAUAUCUGUCUGUUAAUCUCUCUAUCUUUCUAUCUUUCCUCAUCCUCCUCUGUCACCCUACCGAUCCACCGACUUCCCCACACUAGUCUCAGGUUGUUGCGUUGUGUUUAAGUGUUAAUACACUUGUAUCUGGCCCUUCAUGCACUCACUCUCCUUCUCUCCAUCGCUCCUUACUUCCUCCUUACUUCACUCCUUCUGUGUGUGUCGCUAUUUGGCAAUCAGAUCGUCUUUAUAAACACACAAGUGCACUCCCCCCAACGACAAAUACAUGAAAAACCUGUCCAUGUAACACUACAGAACAUCAGUGUCCAGAAUCUGUGUGGUUCACAUUGUUAUUCAUGAGCACAGUCUGCAUUGAGAAACUUUUAAUGGAAGCUUUAGCAGGAAUCAGUCACCCUAUAUUUUCUCCAACCAAAGAACCUUGUGAUGAUGACAGUGCUGUGUUUUGUUUCCUUUCAUUUUGAUGGUGUUGAAAAAGGAAGUUAGCUGCUGCUGUGUGUCAGCAAUUGUGAUAGCCUUUCCAUCACUGUAAUAGUAUUGGUCACUGUGGCAACAAGCAGUGUCAACAGUUCCCUGUCUGAGUUCAGCCCAGUUCGGUUCAGUUCAGUGAACAGUGGCUUUCAUUACACAAAAUAUCAAUGUGGUCUAACAUUUACACUAGCUGUUAGCAUGUUUGUACGUUCUGUAGAUCUUAAAUAAUUGUACUCCUCAGAACCUCUACACCAGCUCUGAGGAGCAGAAUCAUUCAAAAUAUACUGAGCAGCCCUAGCAAGAGUUUUCCAAACUAUUUUACACCACAUUUGUUGACCUUUAUGUACUGUCCACCGUGCAUGUUAGCACUACAUCACAGAAAUAAGCCACUGUUUUCCUUAAAAAUAAAGUAAAAGUUAAAAGCUGACUUUGUUUUUGGACAUUUUAGGGCAAUGGAACAACCUGUAAACACAAUAUCACCAUUUUAAGUUAAUAUGACUAACAUGUCAGCAAGCAGUUGCCUAUUUACACACCCAGCAGACACAGAACAAGAUUAGAACAAAUUUGGAGUCGCCUCUCUGGCCAUCUCAUAAAUAUAAAUCCAUUAUUCACUCUCCUUGUAGCUCUGUUUUGGUCUUCACCAACUCCCAAGAAAAAUAUCUAACUCUUAAGCUUCUAAAUGCUCCAGUAUGUUCACUGGCUAAUCGCUAGCUUUGUCUGUCUGCUGUUUGGUGUAGUGUACUGUGGGGUUAUCCAGUUGAUGAGAGUGGAGUUUGGUCAGAAAACCAACACAAUGAGCUAAAAGAUGGCAACUGGGCACGCUGUGGAAGGCACAAAAAUUAGCUAGCUAGCUUAAGUGGCGAAUGUUCUCUUAUUACCCUCUCAUUCCCAGUUAAGACACAGCUCACUGACCUGCCGAACUUUAUAAACAGGCAGAAGCAAUCUGGCUCUAACACUGAUAAAUGGAAAGAGCAGAAUGAAACAGUCCUACUGUAUGUGGGUUCAGAGGUGUUAGCAAUGCAGUGGACCUGAAAUGCAGAUUGUUUGAUGCCGAUAUAGGGGGAGUUAUAGCACUGUAGUCCUGUAGUAAAGCUCUGAACCAACACAGAACCAAACAUGGUUUCACUUCUUUGUUCCCACUUUCCCUGUCAUCCCCCAAGCCUCAUCACUUCCUCCUCUCCCUCACUCUCCUGCUCAUCUCUAGAUCUGCUUUUUGACCAUGAACGGAUGCUUGACAAUGAUUACCAGAUGAAAAUAGUUUUAUUUCUAAAGUUCAAACUAUCAGUGAGAACACAUGUUCUGUAUAGUUUACUAGAGUGAAAAUAUAAAGGUUGGUGAUCAGUUCUGUAUCAGUUGAAUCAAUUCAAAUAAUAUCACUGAUAUUGCAAUGUAGGUAACUGAUGAAACAUUGUUUAGUGAUCUUUUAGAAGUUGUUACUACCUGCUCCAAAUUUGUAUUACACUUUGGAAUAACCACAGACACAUUAAAUCCUUGAGAUGUUA